This is a messenger RNA of Stegostoma tigrinum, 10273 nucleotides long. Its product is annotated as putative phosphoenolpyruvate synthase. Gene Ontology annotation, molecular function: ATP binding; kinase activity. The record is from RefSeq and is a predicted model, not a curated record. The coding region runs from base 693 to 4778 and encodes 1361 amino acids. The transcript has 36 exons. Lineage: Eukaryota; Metazoa; Chordata; Chondrichthyes; Orectolobiformes; Stegostomatidae. Gene Ontology annotation, biological process: phosphorylation.
GGGGGAUAGGGUGGCAGGUGGUAGGGAAUUGGGUGGCAGAGCGAUAGGGAUAGGGUGGCUGGGAAUAAGGUGGCAAGGAGUUGGGUGGUAGGAUAGCAGUGUGAUGGAUUUAGAGUGGCAAACAGGUAGGAAGAUACAAAACAGUAGUUGGUAGGCUGGCAAGAUUUGAUCUGGUUGGACAAAGGAAAAACCCAAAGGACUGCGUGUUCUGGAAAUGGAAAUAAAACCAGAAAUUGCUGGAGAAACUCAGUAGGUCUGGCAGCAUGAGUGUCUCCAGUAAUUUCUGUUUUUGUUGGAUUUGAUUGGAUCAUGUAAUGGGAACGUUUGGGGCAGAUUGUAUUUUUUUGGGCAGGUGGUGUUGGAGGGUCAGGGAAAAAAAUACUAGAGGAUUGGGGCGUUUGGGGAUGUAGAUUAGGGAUGUUGAAGGGACUGGUGUCAGUGUGAAUUACGCAGGAUUUGUUAAUCCGUCCAUCAGUUUCAGGGAACUACCCAGAUGAGAUCACGCCUCUCCCCGAAAGGCAGUUAAGACAUAUUAGCGUCCGCGCAUUUGGGUCGAAACAGAACAGCUUCCCUCCGGCUUUCCACCUGCUGGUUGGUCGCUGACUCGGAUUUUGGGAGCUGUGCACCAAAUGUAAUAUUGCAUUUGGGGCGUCCAGUACCUGGAGUAACGGUAAAGAGAGAAACUCUGCAGAAUGCUCGGCCUCGCUUCGAUCCUUGUAGCUUUACUGUGCAUCUACAUCGUGACCAACUUACUGCAGGCGCAGCCCCAGCCCGUGAACGGCAGGUAUUCGGUACCGGGGCGCUUUUACACUCUGAAAAAGUUGCUGGUCAUAUGUGUUUACCGGUAUCGCGUGUUCUGGCAGAGGAAAGCCAUAGGCAACAAGAAUGAUCGGGACAGGUUGAAGAUGGGGCUGGGGCGCAGGAAAGAGGAUCUUCAGACCCGACCCGGUGAACUGAAAGGUGGAGGGGGGCUCGGUCAAAGUUCCCGGUCUUCUGCAGAAGAAAUGGAAUGCGUGCAGGAAUUAAUGGAUCACUCUCAUGCUAUCGACUCAGUUUAUUUUAUGGGAUUCACAGAAGUGGAUAAAACCUACUUUGUUGUUCGUAUUUGCCGGAAACCCAAUGACUUGUGUGAAGUGUGGGUGUUGCUUCGAGUUGAUGGAGUUGGAUGUUUUGAGCAUCCAAUCCAUCCUGAUACCAUCAGUUCUGUGGACAGUGAGAACUCAUGGAGUGGAGGGGGUGUGAAGAUGGAGUGUCUUGAGACACAUCAGCGAUGGCGAAUCACCUUUAGCGGACUUCUAAGAAGGGGACCAUACAAAAAUAAAUGGACUGAAGACGAAGGGGAACUUCUGUACGUCAAGUUUACUUUUACCUGGACGGCCUUUUCCUCUGUGUUUGACUUUGACACUGAUAUUCAUGCGAGUGCAAUUGCUCAAGGCAUUGCUCAGGAGACAUGGAGUAGAGCUUUCCUUGACAAGCUGAAAAAGUAUAAUCAACAGCAGACACAUUAUGAGCAGUGGGGCCAGUAUGUUGGAGAAAUUGAGAUUGAGGGAUAUGAGAGAAAUGAGCUGCUUCUUCGUGGAGUAAGAGAUCACUCUUAUGGUAUCAGAAAUUGGGCACAUAUGCAUCGCUAUGUUUUGCUUUUAGCACACUUUGAGAAUGGGUUAUCGGUGAAUUUAAUCAUUCUCUCCAUUUCUGCAACCACAACAAAUAUGAGUAUAGGUUAUGUGAUGUUUCCAAACGGAAAAAAGGUUGGGAUUGACUGGUCAGAUGCCUCUUUAGCUGAUAUUGCUGAUGAUGGGAACAUUGCUGACCUGUACAGCAUCAGUUUUACAGCAGGAGGUCAAUUGUUUCACCUGCAAGUGUCAAUCGAUAAGGAUGCUUCUCCUGUGAUGUAUGGGGGACUAACCUGGGAAAGUAGAAUCCAUGAGUGCGUGACAAAUUACCGUCUGAAUUUAACUGUUCGUGGCUGGGGCAUAACGGAACUUCAUUACAGAAAUGAGAGUGGUCGGCAGGCUCCAGACUUUAUACCACAUGAAAAGUUCCAGGAACCUGUGGUGCCAGCAUGCUCCAAGCUGGUGUUAGCACUCUCUGAUAAGACAUGCCAAUGUACUGCAGUGGUAGGCAGUAAAGGAGCUCAGUUGGCACAACUAUUGGAAAUGCAAAACCGGCUUAGGAACCAGUUUUUUGUACCUGUUGGACUAUGUGUCACAAUUGCAGCACUGGAACUUCAGAUGAAAAAGAACAGCUGUCUUCAGCAAACAGUAACGGAGCUGAACUACAUGGCCUGCAAUGGAAAUAAAGUUGAAAAUCUUCGUGAACUGUGUGAAAGAUGUGUUGAAUUGUUCAGGAGAACCAAACUGUCUCCAGAGAUAGAAUGUGCCAUUCGUGAACAGCUAAUGGAGCUGAGGCUGCUGGGAGCAGAGAAGCGCUUCGCUGUCAGGUCCAGUGCAGUUUGGGAAGACACAGAGGACACAACUGCUGCGGGGCAACUUGACACAGAGCUGGGAGUGAAGGACUUUGAACAGGUCUGUGACGCUGUUCUGAAAUGCUGGGCUUCCCUCUACUCAUUCCAAGCUGUUCAGUAUCGUCAGCAAAGGGGACAGCCAGUGGCAUUGGGCAUGGGCGUGGUGAUCCAGCAGAUGGUACCAGCCCAGGCAGCAGGUGUAUUGUUUACAUGCGAUCCUGUCACAGGACACUCGGGCAGGAUGAUUAUCAAUGCAAAUUAUGGACUCGGAGAGUCUGUGGUGAGUGGUCAUUCAGAGCCUGACACCAUCACCCUCUCACACAAUCUGAAAGGGAAAUAUCAGAUUAUCAAGAAGGAAAUUGGAGUGAAGAAGCAACAUUGCUCAGAAAAUGAUGAAGGUGGAAUUAAGUAUGAAGACACUUUAAUUUCGGAGGCUACAAAAUGCUGUAUCACUGACGAUGUCAUUCUGAGAUUAGGAGAAGUGGCUUUUCAGGUCGGAAAAGUUUACGGAGAUGCAAGAGACAUUGAGUGGGCAGUCUUAGGAUCAAAGAUUUAUUUGCUGCAGGCCAGACCAAUAACUACAUUCUUCACUGAAUCUGAGUUUGAGCUGAUGCAUGAGUUUGAUUCUGCCUUGUCUACAGACUACGAGUGGAUGACAACCUCAAACAUUGGUGAAAUGAUGCCUGGAGCUGUGACACCGCUAACAUCAAGCAUCUUUGUGAGAGCCGUUGAAUAUGCAUUACAGGAAUUGUCAAUGAAAAUCGGAGGAAACCCUUGCUUUUCACCCUAUAACUACAAGUACUUAGGCAUCUGCUGUUCCCAUUUGUUUCUGAAUCUCAUGAGCUUGAAUGCCAACAUGGAACAGAAUAACUUCAUUACCCAGAAGAAAAUGAAUGAAUUUGAACUGCUCGGAAGGGUGCUGAAUGAAUUAUCUUUACAUGAUGUUACUUUGAUUCACGGAAAGUCACCUUUGUGGAAGCGAAUUUUCAAUGCAUUUCGAUGCCUACAGUAUAUGUUCACCGUGGAGUCAAAGGUGAAAAGAUUAAUGGAGAAAAUGAAGACUUUUCAGAUUCAACCUGCGAACCAAGCACUGGAAUUUUACUUCAAUAUAGAUCGGCAGCUGCCUGAGUAUUUUGCGGCAUGGUGCAUAUCGCUAACAAAAUCUUGUAGUUCUGGAAUGUGGAAUGCAGUUCUGGUUUCGGUUUUGUCAGAAGGAAAAGCAAAAUGGACCCCUGAACUAGUGAAUGAUGUUGCAGUGUUGUAUAGCUCAUGUAUAGAUGUUGUAGCUGCUGACAUUCCAACAUCUGUGGAGGCGAUCACUGAAGCUAUCCAAACGCAGGGCAAGCGUUCUGAAUUUCUAAAGCUGGAUGCUGAGAGUGCAAUAUCUUGGCUGCUGUCUCAGGAAAGUGGAGAAGCUGGUCAGACAUUCCAAAACUUCCUAAAGAAUUAUGGCUUUCGCUGCCUCAGAGAGGCUGAAUUGCGUGAAAAAUCAUGGAUGAGUGAUCCAAUAAAGCUGUUUCCAGCAAUCCAGAGAGCUUUGCAGAGAGGAAAAGUGGAUGUUGAAAAAGUAGCACUGACUCUGGAUGAAGCUAUUGGUUCCAUAAAAUCACCAGUUACAUGGAUCAGAAAGUGUGUUCUGCGGUUGAUCUUACCUGAGGCAAGAAAAGCUGUCGCUGACAGAGAAUUAUUAAAAGCAGAGGCAAUCAAAAUGAAUGAUGUUUUUAAGGUUGCUUAUUGGAAACUGGCUAAACUGAUGGUUAUGGAGGGUUAUAUCCCAGACGAGGACUUGCUGUUCUUCCUAACUCAUUCAGAAAUUGGACAAGUUCUUCGGCUGAGAUCAGCAAACAUCAUCACCAAAGCCCAGCGACGGAGAAGGCUACUAGAAAGGCAAAUGGUUCUCCAGUUUAAAGAAAUAAACAUUGGGAAACCUGUGCCAAUUAACCAACAUCAGGGUGAGGAAAAUGGAAGAAACAUAACUCUGAGAGUGUCCUCUGUUACAGGUAUGACAGUAAGCCAAGGGACUGUGAAGGGAACAGCGCGUGUCCUGAAGACUAUUCUGGAGUCUGACUGCAUCCAGCAGGGGGAUAUUUUAAUUGUGACAAGUACAGACAUUGGAUGGAGCCCAUAUUUCCCUCUGCUAAGAGGACUGGUCACUGAGAUCGGAGGAUUGCUUUCACAUGGUGCUGUAGUUGCACGUGAAUAUGGGUUACCUUGUGUUGUGAGUUGCAAAAAUGCAACAAAUCUAUUCAAAUCAGGUGAUACUGUGAUACUCAAUGGGAGAAACGGAUCUCUGCAGAAAGUUGAAGAAGACUGAAAAUUUGAAUGUAUUUAUAAGGCAACAUAAACUUAGUACCUAAAUUUCUAAGACUGCAGUUUUAAGUUAAACAAAAAUAAUCACACAACUUUGAAGUGUUAAAUAUAUUAUGUGUACUUAUUUAUAUAUAUAAAUAUAUAAUAUAUACUAUCUUCAUUGUUUUUAAAAACUAGAUUGUAACACUCAAAGUUUUAUUCCUGCUGCACAGACCUCCGAACUUUUGGAAAUGGAAUUGAUUUGUCAGCAUGAACACCCUGAGAAGGAAUGUUGCACUCAAUCUGAAAUGUUGCUGAAGUGUUAUUCUGCAUGUUUUGAAUCUGCCCACAAUCACCGAUAUCUCCCAAACAUUCCUUGAAGCACAGCCUUGCCUCCUUCUGUGAUCUGUGCUCAAUCCUAAGUGCCUACAUGCACCUUCUUGGCCUCUCUCUCUCUUCAGCAGCUCAUACUGUCUCAUCAGUACAUGUCAUUCUUCACCGCAUGCAAUGCAUCAAAGCCUUCAGUUCAAGCAAGAAGAACUGCAGACUUCCAACAAACCUAGGGCAUCGAUACUUCUAUUAGAUUCUCCUGCCUCUUCAUUUUAACCUGACCUCUUUCUUCCAGCCUCAUUCCAUGCUGUGUUUUCACGAUCUCUCUCUGACUGCUCCCUCUCUGCCAUGGUCAUUUAUUCCUCAGCACAGGCUGGAAAUUCAUCCCUUUAAAUCUCCACUCCAAUUAACAACAUGAUGAUGAGCUCUUCUUCCAUUGCCAUCAUUUCCAUCCCAUUUCCUCAGCCAACAAUAUUCUGCCCAUUCAGCAAAAUUUGUUGUGGAAUUCCAACAGUGCGGAAGCAGGCCAUUCAGCCCAUCAAGUCCACACCACCCCAGAUCUAAACCCCUUACCCUAUAACCCUGCAUUUCACAUGGCUAAUCUACUUAGCCUGCUUAUGCUUAGAAACUGUGACCAACUUAGCAUGACAAUCCAAUUAACUUGCACAUCUUUGGACCCUGGGAGGAAACAGGAGCUUGUGGAGGAAAUCCACGCAGAUGUGGCAAUAAUGUGCAAACUCCACAGUCGUCCUUGGACAGUCACCUGAGGCCGGAACGAACCCAGGUCAAUGGCACUGUGAGGCAGCAGGGCUAACCACUGAGCCACCACGCGACCCCAGUCAUUUUCAUUCAUCUGAAUCCUAGCUCCACCUGGACCCCACUGAAUUGUUAGACUGGAAGUGCAUAAUGGGUUCUUUAAGGACUGAUAAAAACGAAUUCAGGGAGACAAAUGCUCUUCGAUUAUAAAGCAAAUAGAUUAGUUUAAAUUGCAUUAGACACAUUUAACAAAUGCAUCUCACAGGCUUCUGCCCAUCAGGGACUUAGAUGGCACUGGCUGUUGGUGGUCUUGCUCAGUUUCUAUGUCACCAGUCCAAUGAUGAUAGGUUCAUGGCCUGAUUAUAGCAGGCCGACUGCGUUUCUCCAGCAGAGUUUUUUUUUCAAAGCUUCAUUGUCCACUGUAUUUUGUUUUUAUUUCCAUGUCCCUAAACAUUGUUAUCAGAUGCUGCUGACAAGGGCAGCACCAUUAUCUGGCAUUUGAAUCUUGACCCAGCAAAGGCUGGGUGCCAGUCCUUGGGAUCAACUUCUACCAUACUCUGGAUCAUGACCACUUAACAUCCAAGUUUUCAUGACCCUCCUCCUGUGGAGGACUACUCUGCAACUGGAAAUCACAGAACCACAGGAUUGUUGGAACCUUCAGGGAAGCCAUUUAGCCAGCCUUGUCUGUGCUAGCUCCCUGAAUGAACAGUCUACCUAGUACCAUUUCCCCAACUUCUGGCAUAAACUUCUUUUGUAGGUGAUAAUUCAGUUCACUCUUGAAUGACUCGAUUGAGCCUGCUUUUCCACACUCGGAGGCAGUAUGUUCCAGAUCCCACCCAUUCACGGCACGAAAACAUUUUUCCUCAUGUUUUUCAAUGCUCUUUUUACAAAUCACCUUUAAUCCAUUCACUGUCAUGUCUAAUGCAUGACCCUUAGCCGAUCCUUCCAUCAGUGGGAACAGUUCUUCCCUAUUUUCUCCAGACCUCUUCUUCAUAUCGCCUGUCAACUUCUAAUUCUCCAAGGAAGACAAUCUCAACUUUUCUAAGCUAUCUACAUAUCCAUAGAAACAUUCUCAUGAAUCCUUUUUGCUUUUUUUUCAGUCAUUCAUGGCAUGGGAGCACCAUCUGAAAAAGCUAACAUUUAUUUAUUGCCCACACCAAAUAUGUCCUUGAACAAGUGGUGAUGAGCCAUUUCUUUGAAACUGCAUUGUCUAUGUGCUUUCAGUACACCCACAUUGCUGUGGUAGGGAAGGCAGUGGAUGGAAGAGGUGGGCAGGUCUUUCCAGGGUGUUGAGCCAAUGAAAGUGAGAGAAUGGCAAUUCCACUCAGGCCAAUGUAUGAGUUGGAGCAGAAUCUGCAGGUAUUGUGUAAGUUUUAAAAGAACAGAGCAGAUUGUGAAAAAAACGAAUGGCUGACCAAUCCCUGAAAAAUAGAUGAAGAUAUAUUGAUAAAAAGUUCAGUUUAGAAGUUGUAUAAUGUUUCAUGUAAAGGAAAAGGAUAAAAACAUGCAAACUAUCUGACUUGUGCAUUUAACUUAAAGAUUAAUUCUUAAGAAUCAUACAACUGUGUUUUAGUCUAUAUAUUUAAACGCAUUAGAUUAUUCUAUUCUUUUCAUUGUGUCAAUAAAAUUAUACAGUAUGAAAUUAGCCAUCAGCAGUUUUAUGACUUACACUUCAUAUAUCCCAGCUGAUAAACUAUGAUUUUUGAACAGUGAUGUAUUACAAAUGUUACAACAUACACAAGUGAGCAGGGUAUUGACAAGGUAAGUGCUGCUUGAGAGCGCUGUCAGUAACAGCUUCUGCUAUUUCACUGAUGAUCCAGAAUGGACUGGUGGGGUCGUGAUUAGCUAAAUUGGAAUUUUGUCUUAAGUUGGACAGGAAAUAUCUCCACAUUAUUGGGUAGACACCAGUUUUGUAAUUCUAUUCGAACAGCUGACUUGAGACAUAGCUGGCUCUGUAGUACAAAUCUUCAGUACUGUACCGAGGCUGUUGACUGGGCUGAUAGCCUUUGGAACACCCAGUUUCCCAGCCAUUGUUGAUGUCAUGUGGAAUGAAUUGGAAUGGUUGAAAGACAAACAUCUGUGGUGAUAAGGGAAUGGAAGUGGAGACCGAACUGAAAAAUCUACUGAGCAUGUCUGACUAAAGAGGAUUGAAAAUAUAUCAGCUUUAUCUUUUGCAUUGGCAUUUGAGUUAUAAUCGGUUUCUAAACAAAUUAAAUACUUUCAAACAUGGUAUAUUAGUGUCCUUUGAUCUUAAUAAAGCUUAAUUUUUAAAAUUCUCCUGCAAGAUUUGUAGACUAAUGCAAUUAGCAAAAACAAUAGUGAUUAGUUUGAUCUGGUGGAGGAGUGAUUUUGUGGACGGGGCAAACCUCCAGCACAAUGCCUUUGAAGCAAGUGCAAUAAAUAUUACAGAAACUGAAUUUGCAUGGGAUGCAAUUUAUGCUCAAAACUCCACACUGUUUCACACCAAUUUGGCCAAUUUCAGGCAAACGGGUGACAAUGCCAAUGCAAGAUUGUGAAAAACCCAGACCUUUAACUUUCUGCCCGAGUGUAUGCAAAUAUUCACCAGUGCAACUGUGCAACAGUCUCUGGGCCUCUCAAACAGCAGUGUUCAUUUGGGGGAAUCGUUCAUUCGUUCACUCUUUUUUGGCCUAAAUGAUGCAGAAUGUUUCAGAAGUGUGCAGUUCACUUGCAGCAUUAUGUUAGCAUUUCCACAAGUGCACAUGUCUUACUAUUGCCAACCUUCUGAGAACAUUAUCGUAUCUCUCAUGCUGAACAGUUGUUCCUAGGAUGUUAGAAUUAGCACUGAUAUCAGAGCUACCUUGUCUUAGCAUUAAGAGAUUACAAUCAAACAAUCAAAUUAAAAUGUGACUUGCUUAAUGGCAACUAAGUACAGAAGCUCAACUAUUUAACUGCAUAGCACUCUGAAGUAGCAAUUUAGUAGGCAAUGAUUGUGCAAGAAGCACCCUAAUCAUCGUACUUUGGCAGCAACAGUGAAUAUGCUUAAUACUCAAAAUGUGAUAUACACAUGCUAAGGACUUUGGAAUGUGGAAACCUUGGAACAUGAGAAAGACAUUUACCCCUCUAAGCCUAUUUUGCUGCCAUUCAGUAAAAUUGUGUAGUGUCCUGCAGUGAUGUAAGAGGUGUGAGUUAUCUAUUUUAAUAUGAUUUGUUUUAUAUUUUGUACAAAUAGCAUAUGGGCAUUUUAUGUGUCUGUGGGGCUUGAAUGAUUAACUUAAAGGGACAUCUCUAGCUAUGGUAAUGUAUUUAAAAACAUGGUUGGGGAGAGAUAGGGAAGACGAAUAGAGUUUUGUUAUCAUUCGAAUUUUUACAGGUGAACAAAGUAAGCAGUUGUGAAUUUACGCUGUUAAUUUAAAAGGCCAAAUAUUGAUUGUUUUUCUUUUGAUUAGAGGAAACAUCCAUGGAUUGAAACACUUUUCGAUUUCAAUUUAGCAGUACUUUUAGACUCUUGGCUAGAAUUGGAAGUAUAAGACAAUUGUUCCUAUCCAGGAACUGCUUGGAAAUCCAUUACUUCGGGGUGUUUGUCCACAGAUCCUUGAAGGUGACAGGAUGGAUGAUCAUGGUAAUUUAAGAGGGCACAUGGGAGGUUUUGUUGGAGCUGUCCAGAGCUAGGGUGAGGCCGCAGCUAGAGUACCAUAUGCUGUUCUGGUCACCACACAAUAGGAAGAAUGUGAUUUCACUGAAGGGUAUACAGAGAAAAUUCACCAGAAUGUUGCCUGGGAUGGAGCAUUUCAUCUGUGAAUAAAGGUUGGAUAAGCUUGAGCUGUUUGGAGCAGAGAGGUUAAGGAGGGAUGUGAUCGAGGUGUAUAAGAUUGUGAGGGACAGAGGUUAACUAGAGAGCAAUUAUACCCCUUAGUUGAAGGGUCAUUAACAAAGGGGCAUAGUUUAGAAGUGAAAGGCAAGAGAUUUAGACGGGAUUUGAGGAAGACCUCUUUCACUCAGAGGGUGGUCCGAAUAUGGAACACACUGCCUGGGAGGAUAGUUGAGACAGAAAAUGUCACAACCUUUUAAAUUAUUGAGACAAGAACUUGAAGUUUCAUAACAUUUGGCCCGUUGUGGGAAAGUGAGACUGAUGUGGGUAAUGGUAAAUUUUUAGCAGGCAGCAUAGACUAGAUAGACUGCACAGCCUCUUCUAUACUGUGUGAUUUUAUGACCACAGUGUAAAGAGACUGGUUUUAACAUUCCAGUUGGGAAAUUUUUCUGGUUAAAACCUAGUGAAGGAAUUAUUUGAGACUGAAAAGUCUAAAGGUCAGUUGUAUGAACAUUCAGGGAAGAAGCUGUUAGGUUCUAAAGACAGGAAUUUGAAGCAUCAAUUAAGCCCUAUUGAUGUGAUAAAGAAGUGAACUCUCUCUGGUGUAGGUACUGUAUCGAAGUGUUUUGGGAAUUAAUGGGAUUAUAUUUUGCUAUGUGUUUUGG